CCAGGAACCUGUUUGAGAUGGUUCCAGCCGCGGUCUGGAGGUGCGUACAAAGGAUGCUGGGUACUGGACAAUGUCCUGGUUGUUAACACUGCCAAUCCUCCGCCCCAAAUGGAUGAACAGUUUGAUCCAGUCCAACCAGCUAACUGGCUCUUCUUCCCAGGAGCAAAUAUAAAGCAAAAAUGCCAGUCCGAAAAAAAUGCAUUGGUGUUCAAUAAACCUGAUCAGACAUACAACUUUGUCAGCACGCGUGACCUUGACCUUCGAGCUGAUGACGCUGAUGCUCUGACAGAGGCUAUCUUUAAGGAAGGCUUUGAGGCAAAGUUUCAGGAAGGGUGGUUUCGCAGUGGAGGUCGUAUGGACACAACGUGUGGUGUAAUACGCAGAGAUAACUCCCUGGUGUUUGACAGCACUGGAAACAGGCAGACAUGCACACCACUCAUGGAUAUGAAACAGGCGGGAAACCUACGCUUCUACUUCUCCAUGGGUGAAGGAUGCAAUUGGUCAGAGUCAAAGAAGGCCACAGUGUUGGUGUAUUUAGAGGAUGAGAAGAAUGGAACAUACAUUCUUCAAAAACUGGACCCAAAAGCAUUUCAGAAACCGAAAUUAGUCUCCAUCCCUCUCAAUGGACCAGAGAAGCCUACCAUUGCUAGAGUCUGUUGGAUUCAGAAAGCUCACAGUGGGGCCAACAAGGAUGGCUGGGCAAUAGAUGAGAUGAUGAUCUUACCUCAUUUACCGAAGAGCUCCUCUGCAGAUAAGGUUGUUCAGUUCAGUCUAAAUCUGGACUGCGGUACCAACAUCACAGAGAAUGUUGUUGAUCUUGAGUUUUCUCCGGACCAUGGCUUUCACUGGCACCAACUCUUUACGCCAUGUUACCCUGGCAUCUGCCAAAGGAACCCCCAACCUUUGACUUCUCGCUUUGAAUCAUCCAAGCAGCAAAGGUGGCAGAGGCUGACUUUACCUUUGCCAUAUGCUGCUCUGACAUCUCAUGUUCGGUUUCGUUGGAAACAAGCCACACCCUCCCUAGCUUCAAACUGGGCCCUUGACAAUGUGUUUAUUGGGAAUUGCCCGGACAAGUGCAUGGGACAUGGAACAUGUAGGAAGGAUAAUAUCUGCCAAUGUGACUUUGGGUACAGAGGACCUACAUGCAAAUAUUCUGUAAGAAAAAAUUCAAAAUCCUUGGUUGAGAGUUUUACUGAGCCUUCCACAGUUCCCAGCUCUCCGCACUACCAUAUUGAAGGGGCUGCACUUCGGUUUAUAUGCGAUGUUGUGGCCACAGGGAAAGCAAUAGUGUUUUAUAAGGAUGGGGUGAGACAACUUGUUACGGAGGAGCUCAACACCACGGAUACAAGAUAUCUUCAGUUCUCCAUUCGCAUUGGAAGCAAUUCUGCCACGUCAUUUUGUCGACCUCCAGAUGGCCCUUCAGAGGGCAUCCUAGUGGAGUACUCCUGUAAUGGGGGCAUCUCCUGGGAACUCAUGAAACACCUGAAAUUUGAUGAAUAUCGUAAACCUAUGAUGGAUUCAGUAAUGUUGCCAGAAGAUGCUCAACAGGAUGGGUGUAAGUUUCGUUGGCGACAACCAAUGCAUUCGGGUUUAAAUCAAGAUGUGUGGGCACUAGACGACAUCAGCCUGACAAAACAUCUCAUGAAUACGUUAAACAUUGAGGUGUCUGACAUGGCAGAAGACCUGCCUCAACUCACAGUGAAUGAGGGAAAACUCCAAAACAACUUCUGUGGAGUUCCCAAAAGUUUAGGAUUUGUGGACGAGCAGAGCACAGGUAACAGCCGAUUUGUGUCUACAGAGCCAAUGAGAGUCGGCCCAUCUUACCUGCUGCAGUUUGAGCUCGUUAUGGGAUGUGACCACCCUUACAGCCAAGACAAGGACAACCAUCUGUAUCUAGAGUUCUCCACAGAUCAUGGGUUAUCAUGGAAACCUGUUGUGGAGCCAUGCCUUCCACCUAAGAAGUGUGAUGAGUAUAAGCCAGGGACAGUGUAUGAUGCCAGUCAGUUCCGACAAUGGAGUCAUGUGACUGUGAUGCUGCCUUCAGAAACCUGGUCACCUGCAACUCGUUUCCGGCUUCGUCAGCCGGAGUGGGGCCCUCAUGACACCUGGGGUAUGACAAGGCUCUAUGUGGGACAGCAGUGCCCUAAAAUGUGCAGCGGCCAUGGAAAGUGUGUUGAGGGAGCGUGCAGGUGUGACAAAGGUUAUGUGGGAAAGAGCUGUGCACCCUCUGAGCCCCUGGACACAUCCAUGCAGGCAGAUUUUGGCAUUGAUUAUUACCCUGAGACAAACUUUCGUCAGAUCACAGGGGGUGAUGUGGCCUCCCCUCACCAAGGCUGUGGAAUGGUUCUGUCUGGGGAAAACCUUUACUUCUCGAAGACAGGUGUUCGACAGGUGUCCACCAAAGACAUGAAUACGACAAACGCUGAUUACAUUCAGUUUUAUAUUCGCCUUGGGGGUACCUCCGGACCUGGCUGCAAUGGGGUCCAGAUGCGGAAUGAGAGCGUGUUACUGCAGUACUCCAGUGAUGGUGGCAUCACUUGGCAUCUGUUAGAGGACAUGUUUGGACCAGACUUCUCCAAGCCAAAGUUUGUGCACGUCAAACUUCCAGGAAAGGCUAAGACGGAGCAGACGCAGUUCCGCUGGUGGCAGCCUGCUCAUUCUGGGCCAGGACAUGACCAGUGGGCACUGGAUGACAUCCAUGUCGGGAAGUAUAGGCGCCUGGACCACCUGGAGGACAGCUUUGAUCAAAUGUCUUUGGAUGUACGGCACUCUGACCUGUGGUUGACUAUCACUGAUGGUGUUCUGGCGAAAUUCUGCCGUCAAAAGGACCUGGCCUUAGUUCUGGCCAAUCAAAACAGUGACAAAUCUGUGGUGACCAAGGACCUUUUGCUCAAGCCUGGCUAUGUUAUACAGUUCAUGAUCAAUGUGGGCUGUGAGAAGAGAUUUCGCUGGGAUCAUCCAGUCCUUCUCCAAUACUCAUCUGACUUUGGGCGUACCUGGAAACUCGUCCAGGAGCCGUGUUACCAAGGAGACACCUGCGAGUCUAAACCUAAGCCGUCUGAAGGGAGCAUAUAUUAUAGCGGUACUCAUGGGGACUGGACCCUUGUGGUGAUCCCAGUCUCGGAGGAAGUUGCCAUGAGACCAGUGGUGCUGCGCUGGUUUCAGCCAGGGGGAAUGAUGUCCAGUUUUGCCCUGGAUGACGUGUACAUAGGCCCUCCGUGCCCCAAAUACUGCAGUCGCCAUGGAGUCUGCCAACAAGGAAAUUGCUUGUGCGAUGAUGGCUACCUAGAACCAGAUUGUAGUCCACCUCAGCAGAAUCCCAAGGGUAUGGUUGACAGAUUUGACAACACCAACAUGCCUGGUGAUAACUGGGCAAAUGUGCUAGGAGGACAUCUUGGGAAAGAUUGCGGCUUCAUUGACUAUGGCAACAGUCUUUACUUCUCUGGGAAGGGAACCCGAGAAGCCAUGACAGUUCCUCUUGAUACAUCGUCUUUGCGGAUGUUGCAGUUUGUCAUUACAAUAGGAAGUAUUGAAGACAGGCCAGAUUGUCUGCGACCAAGUAGCCGUAGGGAAGGGGUUGUUUUGGAUUACUCAUUAGAUAACGGUGUCACCUGGCACGUGUUGAAGGUCGUCGAACCUUUGUACUACAACAAGACUGUUCAGGUUGUCUCCAUUGAUCUUCCUGCAGCAGCCAAGACAGAUAAGACGAUCUUCAGGUGGUGGCAGCCAUUGGGGUUUGGAGAAGUACCUCGAGCGCAGUGGGCCCUGGAUAGUGUGAUGAUUGGCGUGAAUGACUCCAGCGCCAAUGGUUUCCAAGAUGACUUCAGUGACAUGAUGCCAAACCCAUCUCAUUGGUUCAUGUUUGCAGACGGUAUCCCAAAGAUAGGUUGCAACUCAAAGGGGAAUGCAUUUGAGUUCAGUCGCAGUGAUGCUGGGACACGUUUUGCGGAGACAUGGGAUUAUCACGUGACACCAUCCACAUUUCUCCAGUUUGACAUAGCUAUGGGCUGCGGUGGUGCAUACAGUCAGGUAUACACUGUGAUGCUCCAGUACUCUGUAAACAUGGGAAAGACCUGGCACCCGCUCAUUGAGGAAUGCAUGCCGCCUCAUUUUGAGUGUCCAGGGUACCACCUAAGCAGUGAAUAUAUGUCUGACCAGUACAUGAACUGGACCCGUGUGACGAUCUAUCUGCCUCCAGGAGCAAUUUCUCCUGCCACAAGGUUCCGCUGGCUGCAACCACCGGGUUCUCCACGAGGAAACGUGUGGGCCCUGGAUAAUGUCUACCUGGGUGGGGGCUGCCCUUGGCUGUGCUCGGGCCAUGGCUACUGUAAUGCCGGGAAAUGUGUAUGUGACAAAGGGUUUGGUGGUCCCCACUGUGUACCAAGUGUUCAGCUGCCAAUGAUGAUGAGGGAUGACUUUAACAAGCCUGUGGACAGAAGCUGGUGGCCAGAAGUGUACGGGGGUGAGGUGUCAAGGGUGUGUGGUACUGUGGUCAGUGACACAGCUCUUGCCUUCUACAAGGAAUCAAGGCGAAUGGCAAUCACACGUGAUUUUGACACGUCAAUGGUAGAGAAUGUGGAGUUCUUCCUUCAGUUUGGGUGCACAGAGAAGGAAUCUGAUUGGCCUAGGUCACACAGCGUGUUAUUACAGUACUCGACCAAUGGCGGAAUAAAAUGGCAAUUGUUGCAAGAGCUACAUUACCGAAAUGAAACCAAGCCGAGGUUUUAUAGUUUAACGUUGCCAACAAACGCAAAAGCCAAUGCCACAAGGUUUAGAUUCCUUCAACCAAAGCAUGGAGGUCACCUAGUGUCUGCGUGGGCUAUAGAUAACUGGUAUGUAGGAACAAUGAUCAUGAAACCUAACACAAUCUAUGACACUUUUGAUGACCUGCAACCAAGUGAAGAAUUCUGGCUUUUUGCUAACAAUGGAAAAUUGGGACGAUAUUGUGGACUGAACACAAGACGAGACACAACAAUGGCGGGCCAGACUGCUAUGGUGUUCAGACAUGGGGAUGGGGAGAAGUCCUUGGUCUCUCGGGAUAUGGAGGUUGGACCAGCUAGUGUCCUACAGUUUGAUAUCAAUGUGGGUUGUGACUCAGUUGCUGACAAUGCCUUACCUGUGCGCCUGGAGCACUCCUCGGACAGAGGGAAAUCUUGGCACCUGCUGAGUGAGAACUGCCUCAGAUACUCCAUCUCCCUUUGCCAGGAUAAGGUGAAGCACCCGAGCCUCUACUACAGUGGAACCUCUCGUUACUGGAGGAGGGUCACCAUCCCACUGAACAGCCUCCAUACCUGUGGAUCGGUGCGUUUCCGUUGGCGACAAGAGGCUGCACCUGAGCAUGGGUAUGCCCCCGAGUGGGCUGUGGAUAACGUAUACCUGGGAAUGAUGUGUGCAGAGCACUGUCAUGGCCAGGGAAGCUGUAUCCAUGGGAUGCUGUGUCAGUGUGACCACUUCUACUCUGGAGACACCUGCAUACCUACCACCCCCAACCCUAGCUACCUGAAGGACUCAUUUGAUGCGCUCUCCCUAGGAAGGUCUGCCAGGAACCGUAGUGACAUUAAUGUUAUCUCUAAUCUGCCUAUAACUUCACGAACUGUUGAUGAAGGUAAAUGGCUGACAUGGAGUGGUGGUGAGAUAGCAAAGACCUGUGGCAUCCUCCUUACUGGCAGUAACCUCUACUACAGUAACAGAGGAGACAGAUUGCUGACAACAGUCGACCUUGACCUGUCAAAAGGGAGUUUGAUCCAGUUCUACCUGAAACUGGGAUGUAAGGACACUGUGGACCCCAAUACAGCGCCCAUCCUGCUGCAGUACUCAACCAAUGGAGGCAUACACUGGGUCAUCAUUGAGCAAUUUGACUUCCAUGCCUCCAGUAACCAACCCAACUACAUCGUCGUACACAUCCCACAUGGUGCCCUGACAAAAAGUACUCGGAUCCGUUGGUGGCAACCAAGCUUGGACGGUACUUUUCUUGAAGACUGGGCAAUAGACCAGGUGUACAUAGGAAGUGAGAGGGAGAGCCAGGCACUCUUACAGGAUGAACCGGACACCCCUAAGGACUCCAAUUGGCUUCUUGCCCCUGGGGGAGAGGUGGAGGAAGUCUGUGGGUCAGACAGAGAAGCUAUUCACUUUGCUGGUGAGGAUGACAUGAGGUAUGCCAUAUCUGCUGAUAUCCAGGUGGAAGAGGGUAGCUUUAUACAGUUUGACUUGGCCAUGGGUUGUGAUCCAUCAGAACACUGUUAUGGGAUUGAGCUUCAGUUUUCCUUGGAUAUGGGGAAGACAUGGAGUUUAUUGCGGGAUGCUUGCUUGCCAUCUAACUUGGACUGUAGUCAGUACUACAGUAGCAGUAUAUUUUAUUCAGAUCUUUUCACUGGAUGGACAAGGGUCCUGCUACCACUGCCUUAUUAUACCAAAUCUGCAGGUACUCGGUUUCGUUGGGUACAGCCACCUGAAUUUAGAGCAGAGGAUUCGUGGGCGAUAAGUGGGUUGUACAUAGGCAAUGGAUGCCCCAAAUUCUGCAGUGGCCAAGGCUGGUGUCAUGAAGGACAAUGCAGGUGUGAGGAGGGUUGGGAGGGGUUGGCUUGUGACACACCUAAAACAGCCCUUCCUAGUUACUUGCAGGAUACCUUUACCUCAUCUCCCCUACCCCAUAACUGGCUGACGAUACUUGGGGGUGAGGUAGAGGACACCUGUUCUGUAGUGGGGUCAGGAACAGCCCUUCACUUCACUCAGGGCUGCUCAAGAAUGCUAGUAAGCCGUGACCUUGACCUCCGAGAGGCAGUUUACAUCCAGUUUAACUUCAUGUUUGGCUGUGUGACCCCUCCCCGCUCACGAGAGGGAGGUGUACUGCUAGACUUUUCAUCCAAUGGAGGAAUAACAUGGCAGCCUCUGGAGGAGCUCUACUUUAAUCUCUACACGAUACCAACGUUUGUGAGUGUAAAACUCCCGCAAAGUGCAAAAGCCCAAGGUGUAAGGAUAAGAUGGUGGCAGCCAAUUCACCCUGGAAACCGAUUGGCUGACUGGGCUAUUGACAAUGUUGUGAUUGGUGGAGAUGUGACCAAUCCAGACACACUCAAGGAUACGUUUAAUACUGGUCUUUCUCCAGAGAACUGGAUCCAAACAAAUAAAAUCCAGUCAGGUGCGUACUGUGAGGAGGAAUCGAAUGCCAUUGGCCAGGCAACACAAUCAGAAGCAUCAGUUUUGACCACUAGAGAUUUGGAUGUGAAAUACGCCAAUAUCCUCCAGUUUUCCAUCAAUGUUGGUUGUGACUCUGCAGAGGAGCUGACACCCCCUGUCGCUGUGCAGUACUCUCUGGACUAUGGUAUGACAUGGACGAACCUUGUGCCUCAGUGUGUGGAAAAUGAUCCGCACUGCCUGGGAGUGGCAACCAUGGCGUCUGUGUACUACCCAUCACCGGGGUGGAGGAGAAUUGUUAUCAAGUUCACAGGACAGGAAAUUUCUACGUCAACUCGGUUCCGCUGGAUCCAGACCUCCCCUGUGGUAGAGCCCUUGACAAGCUCCAAGUGGGCAUUAGCUGAUGUUUACAUUGGUUCGCCAUGCCUCAGCUAUUGUAACGGGCAUGGCUUCUGUGAUUACCCAUACUGUAGGUGUGAUGAAGGUUAUGGCGGAGACGACUGUACUCUAGUGAACACAACUGCUGUCCUGCCACAACUGAAGGAUUCCUUUGGAGAAGCAAAGAUUAACUUCACAAAAUGGUUACUGGUACAGGGAGGCUCCAUUGACUCACCCUGUCAGACAAUGGUAGAAAGUUCUGCUCUGUUCUUCACUGGCCCAGCCUUGCGUCAGGUGGUUACCAAUGACCUUGACCUUAGAGAUGCUGUAUUUUUACAGUACUAUGCCAUGAUUGGAGGAACGAGUAAAGACCCGUUCUGCCUUGAACCAUCAUCUUUAGACCACAGUGUUAUUCUGCAAUACUCCACUGAUGGAGGUAUUACUUGGCAUGCACUACAUGUUCUUGACUACACGUCUUACACAAGUCCUAGCCGAGACUACAUCACACUGCCUCUGGUAGCUAGAACCAAUUCCACACGUCUGCGAUGGUGGCAGCCACUGCCAAGUCUUGACCAAUUAGCACCCAGCUGGGCUCUGGAUAAUGUGCUGAUUGGAGGAUCUGAGGUGAACCCCAGCCAUUUUGAGGAGCGCUUUGAUGAAGAGCCCUCGCAAGAUGACGCACCAUGGGAGUUCUGUCCCUUUGGAGAGGUUGAAGAUAAUGUGUGUGAGAAACUGGGGAGUUCCCUGCAUUAUGGGAAAGGAAGAGGAGUGCGAAUGUUUACAACAAAUCAGCUUAUUGUUCAGCAAGGGUACAUGAUUCAGUUCAAGAUCGCUGUCGGGUGUGAAGAGGCAUUUUCUCCAUGUGAAAACCACCAUGCCCCAAUUCGCUUGGAGUACAACAGAAAUCCCACAAGUGAGUCAUGGGAACUGUUGGAAACCGCUUGUUUGCCAGGCAAUGAUGUAAGCAAUGGAUGCAAGCCCUACAUUCACCAUGGACCCAGUGUCUACACGAUGGACCAAGGGACAGGCUGGAGACGCAUCACCAUAGAAAUACCCUACAGAGCUUACUCCAGUGUGACUCGCUUUAGGUGGGCUCAGAUGUCACCCCACAAAGAGGUGCCAGGGUGGGCUCUAGAUGAUCUGUACAUUGGGGAGAAGUGUGAGGACAUGUGUAAUGGGCGUGGUGAUUGUGUGGAUGGCAGGUGUGAAUGUGACCCAGGAUACAUAGGACCAAGCUGUUUGCCUCUCAAAUACAGGCUUCCAAAGCGCCUGUAUGACACAUUUGAAGGAGAACUGUCUUCAGGGCUGUGGGAAACAGUCUCUGGUGGAGAAAUUGGGUUUGGAUGUGGAGCUUUGCUACCCAAAGCUCAUGGGAAAAACCUUUACUUUAAGGGUUGUGGAGCAAGAGAGGCCUUAACUAAGGAAAUGGACUUGAGAGACGCCAGCCAAAUCCUGUUUGUGAUCCAAAUUGGUAGCCUAAGACAGAGAGCUACGUGUAAUGUAUACCUCCAGCCAGAAAAUCCCAGUAAUGGGUCUGUUCUGCUGCAGUUCAGCAUUAACAAGGGUGUUGAAUGGAGACUGUUAGCCAAUCACAACCCAGCAGAUUUCCUGGAGGCCCGGCAAGUUAUGUAUGAGAUUCCGUCAGAUGCCAGAGUUGUUGGGCUCCAGUUCCGGUGGUGGCAGCCUUUGCACAGGGGCCUUGGGCAUGACCAGUGGGCGAUCGACAACGUGGAGAUAGUAGGGAGAAGGUCCAGUUUCGUAGGCGGGACCAUACAUCGUCGGCGGCGUCACGCUCAACUACGGGCAUAACUCCAUCCCCAGGGGCUGUCUGCUGUGUACAUUUGUGGCUGUUAUAUUUAAAGUGACCUUCUCAGAUUGACUGCAUCCUGAUGUUUUGUCUGGAAUACUGUUGUCCAAACUGAAUGUGUAUUAUAUGAUAACUGACACUUAUCAGAAAAACAGAACUACGAUGUCUUUGUCAGAAAUUUUGAAAGCAAGUAUAUUUUAGUCAAGAACAUGCCAGGAUAUAUAUAUAUGUGGCAUUGCAGUAUUUCACUGCUUUAAUUGCCAGUGAUCAGAUGAUUUGAAUUCAAGGUAAACCGGCCUGGCAUGCAACUAGUCAAAGAGUUGAUGUGUUGUUAAUCAAAUAACAUGUAAUUAUGUCCCUUGCUUGUGGACUUGAUUAAAUUCAUUUCUUGUUCAUAUUGGAAAUAAAUUAACUUGUAUUACAGUAU
Molecule: messenger RNA, 9746 nt
Organism: Liolophura sinensis
Lineage: Eukaryota; Metazoa; Mollusca; Polyplacophora; Chitonida; Chitonidae
Product: reelin-like
Exons: 50
Coding region: 109-9321 (3070 amino acids)
Biological process (GO): central nervous system development; neuron migration
Molecular function (GO): lipoprotein particle receptor binding
Source: RefSeq, a predicted model, not a curated record